AUGUUCAAAUUCUGGGGUUCUCAGGAGCAGCAAGCUCAGCCACACCAACAGGAAGUGCCCAGAGAUUCAUGCAAAUUCAACAUACCAAGACCUGCUGAUCGAGCAAAUUCCUUAUCAAAUGUUUCGCCUGCAGAGGCUGCUGGCAUCAUCGCUACGUUGAAAGAUAAAAGCGUUGAUGAGCUUCAGAAGCUUUUGUCUGACAAGGAUGCUUAUCAGAACCUCUUACUCUCACUUGAACCCGUCAAAACUCAAGACAGAGUUGGAGAUGAACUUCGCAACGAAUCUCUGCAGCUUGCUAGAGAGAAUAUGGAAAAAGAACCACACAUGGUGGAGUUAAGGAAUCAGUGCAGAAUUAUCCGAACAUCUGAGCUGGCUACUGCUCAAGAAAAACUGCAUGAAUUAGAGAGGAAAAAAGAAGAGACUUUGAAGAAUUAUUCUCCUGCUUCCCUUCUCCAUAAACUUCAUCCAUGUGUUGAUCCGUGA
Messenger RNA from Fraxinus pennsylvanica, 483 nucleotides. The record is from the annotation of a GenBank genome assembly. NCBI's taxonomy places the organism in Eukaryota, Viridiplantae, Streptophyta, Magnoliopsida, Lamiales, Oleaceae.